CUUACCCAAUGGGUAGAACUCCUUACUGUGACAAAGAGCAAAUAAGCAAAAAAGGACCUUGGUCCAAAGAGGAAGAUGAAUUCCUCAUCAACUAGAUCAACCUUCAUGGCGAAGGCAAUUGGAAAUCCAUUCCCAAAGCAGCAGGCUUGCUUCGAUGUGGCAAAAGUUGCAGACUCAGAUGGACGAAUUACCAGAGACCCGAUGUCAAGAAAGGGAAAUUCACUGAAGAAGAAUCUAACCUCAUCAUUCACCUCCAUAGCUUACUUGGAAACAAGAAUGAACACAAACCAAGUUCUCUGUAUUUCCAUCUACUAAAUAAUUGUUUAAUUUUAUCAAUUCUACGAGAAAUUAAAGUCGACAAAAAUAAUUUGCAAAAGACUUGUAUGUGUGUAGAUUUUCAAAAGCUUUUGGUGUGAGCAUGAAAUUAAUUUAGUGUUAACAUGACUUGAGUUACUCAAAUUUAAUUGAAGAAAUAGUGUAAACCAAACUAUGCUUGAGUUAGAUUAACAUAACACUCACCAUUAAAUGAUUUUAUAUAUAUGAUUCUUCUACUUAUUAAGGUUUUGAAAGAGAAAUUCUGAAAUGCGUUGAUGAUGUUUUGUGCAUGUCAUUAAUUAAUUAUGAUUUCCCAGAUGGUCUCAAAUGGCUAGAAGUUUACCCGGAAGAACAGAUAACAAGAUCAAGAACUACUGGAAAAGCCACCUCAAGCGUUACCUCACUGCCCUAGGAAUCGACCCUGUAACCCAUAAACCAUUCAAGGACGCCACCACAACUCCACCAACUAAUAAUUCUCAAGUGUCUAUGGUAACCACCACAAGCAAGAAUGGAACUAACAACACCGAUAGCAAUAUCCCCCGCAUCUAUUAUUUUAAUGUCUUUCUCAAUUCAAAGGUGCAAAUUAGCGCUGAUCAUGAUUGUUCAGCUGAUGGUGCAGACUCAAAUGGCAGCAGUGGUGUUACCAUAGAGGAAGCUUCUCCUCAAGUCAACUUGGAGCUUUCCAUUGCUCCACCCUCUCAGCCUGAAGAUGCUUCCAUGAAAGAAACCCUGAAUGGUUGAAACCACAGGAGUAACAAGAAGUGCAUGUUUUGCCAGCAACAAAUGGAAAUGUUAAUGAGUCAAUGUGUGUGCCUGUGGUGCAAUGUAGGGUUGCAAAGUAACCCAACUUGUUUCUGCAAAAACUAAGGGUUUUGAUACUAUGCUACUAUAGUUACUCCACCUACUUGUAACAAUGAUUGGUUGUAGAAUUUUAAAUUUUAGA
Molecule: messenger RNA, 1258 nt
Organism: Glycine soja
Lineage: Eukaryota; Viridiplantae; Streptophyta; Magnoliopsida; Fabales; Fabaceae
Product: myb-related protein 330-like
Exons: 2
Coding region: 643-1056 (137 amino acids)
Source: RefSeq, a predicted model, not a curated record